CGGCGCGGGCGCCAUGUUGGAGCGUCGCUGAGCGCGGGGUGUUACUGUGAGCGCGGCCCGGUCUGCGCGGGACUGGGGCGGGGGAGCCGCGCGGAAAUCGCCCGGGCGGAUCAUGGACGUCGAGAGGCUGCAGGAGGCGCUGAAAGAUUUUGAGAAGAGAGGAAAGAAGGAAGUGUGUCCAAUACUGGAUCAGUUUCUUUGUCAUGUUGCUAAGACUGGAGAGACGAUGGUUCAGUGGUCUCAAUUUAAAGGCUAUUUUAUUUUCAAACUGGAGAAAGUCAUGGAUGAUUUUAGAACCUCAGCUCCUGAACCAAGAGGACCCCCCAAUCCAAACGUGGAAUAUAUUCCCUUUGAAGAGAUGAAAGAAAGAAUCCUGAAAAUUGUCACUGGAUUUAAUGGCAUCCCCUUCACUAUCCAGCGACUCUGUGAGUUGCUGACAGAUCCUAGGAGGAAUUACACAGGAACAGACAAAUUUCUAAGAGGUGUGGAAAAGAAUGUCAUGGUUGUCAGCUGUGUAUAUCCAUCUUCAGAGAAAAAUAAUUCCAGUAGUUUAAAUCGGAUGAAUGGUGUUAUGUUCCCCGGAAAUUCACCAGGGUACACUGACAGAUCAAAUGUAAAUGGCCCUGGGACCCCCAGACCUGUGAGUCGGACGAAGGUUUCGUUGUCAACUCCCAUGACAACCAACGGUUUGCCAGACAGCACAGAGCAUAAAGAGCCCAGCUUGCAGCAAGCAGAGGAGAAGAAACACAGUGAAUCACCAGCGUCUGAAUCAGAAGGUGCUCAGAGCAGCCCAGUGAAAAAUAAGCACUCUGAGGAUGAUCCUGCAGAAGCAGAAGGACAUGAGGUAAAAAGACUUAAAUUUGACAAGGAAGGGGAAGCCAGAGAUGCACCAAACCAAACGGCCUCCAGUGAAGUCUCUUCAGGCGUGGGGGAAGAGACAGAAACAUCCUCUACAUCUCAGGAUAAAGAAAAAGAUGCUACCUGUGCCAGACAGCACUGUACAGAGGAAGAGGAGGAAGACUUGGAGAAGCCAGAAAAAUCCUUCAUGUCUCCCAGAAACAUUGGUCAGGACAGAAAAGAUCAAGAAAAAGACAGGGAGUCCUCGAGUGUGGCUGAAGAGAGCUCUGAGGAGAACAAUCAGAUGGAGGAGUCAGACCAGCCACGGGCAGAGAAGGAUUUACACUCAGCUGACAGCAACAUCAGUUCAUCUGCCACUAGUGGAGCUGACUGCAGUGACACAGAAGAGCUGGGGUCCUAUGCUAGUGAAACUCCAGAAAACUCCUCAGACACCCCGAUGGAAAACAGUGAUGAAGCCACAGAAGCUGCAGAUGAACCUAUGGAGCAAGACUAAUUUAAACAAACUUAGAGGCAGUAUUUUCCAUAAGGCUCCGGUUUUACACUGUAUAAAUAAUUUUAUGUAAUAAAGUGGACCUUUAGUUUUACAAAAAGAAGCAGGUUGUAAAAUAAACUCCUCCAUGGAUUGAACCUUGAAAGAGUUGUACAUGAUAAGAACUGUGAAUACCAGCUCCUUCAGGUCCUGCUUACCGCUGAACUUUCGUUUGGUCAAUCAGUGGUUUGUGUAUAGUUUUUUUUAUUUAGAAUAAAAGUUUUUAAACUGGAAGGUAA
Molecule: messenger RNA, 1626 nt
Organism: Cinclus cinclus
Lineage: Eukaryota; Metazoa; Chordata; Aves; Passeriformes; Cinclidae
Gene: PPP4R2
Product: protein phosphatase 4 regulatory subunit 2
Exons: 10
Coding region: 113-1351 (412 amino acids)
Biological process (GO): protein dephosphorylation
Cellular component (GO): nucleus; protein phosphatase 4 complex; cytoplasm
Molecular function (GO): protein phosphatase regulator activity
Source: RefSeq, a predicted model, not a curated record